Molecule: messenger RNA, 1509 nt
Organism: Cryphonectria parasitica EP155
Lineage: Eukaryota; Fungi; Ascomycota; Sordariomycetes; Diaporthales; Cryphonectriaceae
Exons: 2
Coding region: 1-1509 (502 amino acids)
Biological process (GO): protein stabilization; protein folding
Cellular component (GO): cytoplasm
Molecular function (GO): protein-folding chaperone binding; protein kinase binding; heat shock protein binding
Source: RefSeq, a predicted model, not a curated record
AUGCCUGUGGACUAUAGCAAGUGGGAUGCGCUCGAGCUCUCAGACGACUCCGAUGUCGAAGUCCACCCCAACGUCGACAAGCGAUCCUUCAUCCGCGCCAAGCAAGCGCAGAUUCACCAGGAGCGCGAGCACCGGCGGCUGCAGAUCGUCCAGUUCAAGUACGAGCGCCAGAUCAACGAUGCGCUGAUCCAACGCAUCACUAGCCUGCUCAACGCACUCAAGUCCCACGCCUCAGAUGUCGAGAGCAAGAGCAGGAAUCCCGGAGAGAUUGCCUUCGCCGCCGUCAUGGAGAGCGCGGCGGGCCUGAAACCCGAGGACGACCAGCCUCCGCCGCGCCCCGAGGGCCUGCCGCGGCCUGAGGGGGGCGAGACGAUGCCGACGUACAGCAAGAUGAUGGCGACCUUACUGGACCAGGUGAACACCGCGAUGGAGGAGAAGAAGGUCAAGCAGGAGGGCCGGUACGAGGCUAUGGUAGCGGAGAUCGGGGAGCACCUCGACAAGGUCACAAAGCUGCAGGGGGAACUGGUGAAGAAGCUAGGCGAGCUGGAGAAGGAAGAAGGGCGCAAGAUCACGAGCGAGAGCAUCCAUACGGGCUUUGACAGCUCGCAUGUCAACAAGUCGGCGCCCGGGCAGAAGGACAACACCAAGCUGGAGCUGCUGAACCCCAACUACGCUGCACCCUCCGCAGCAGCAGGGACCUCGUCGUCCAAAGGCGCACCAGCAGCAGCGGGGGGAGAAGGUGACGACAAUGAUGACGAUGACGAUGAGCACGUCGAUGCCUCGCCCGCCGCGAAGCAGUUUGCCAGUAUCAAGAACGGCGACUACACGUCCUCCAUGGCCUUCCUCAGCAAGAAUCCGCAGAUCCUGACGGAGAAGGAGACGGACGGCCUGCUCAUCAUGGCCUUCGACGCCCAGCUCGACAACAAGGACGACUUGGCACGGCAGUGCGUCCACCAGGCCCUGCUGCUGCAGUACUGCCGCGCCCUGGGACGGGACGGCGUCGCGCUAUUCUUCAAGCGCAUCAUGACCAAGGGCCACCAGGCGCAGGAUAUUUUCUUCAAGGACGUCCAGGACACCUACCAGAAAAUCAAGGAGCGCGCCGCCGAGAUCAACAAGCAGCGCGCUGCCGGCGCCGCCGAGGGCCAGGGCGUCGAGCAGAUCCAGCUGCACGCCGUGGAGCCGGGUACGGUGAUUAACAUCCGGGUGCCGCCAGCCGACAGCCAGGACCCCGAGAUACAAGAGGCCAGAAAAAUCUUCGAGGACUUCAGCCCCGACAUGAAGAAGGCGCUGGCGACUGGCAGUCUGGACGAGGUGAACACCGUGCUGGGGAGGAUGAAGGUGGACGAGGCCGAGGACAUGGUGGGUAAGUUGGACGCCGCCGGCAUCCUGUCGCUCGAGCAGGAGAUCAUCGACGCCACGACCGAGGAAGGUGAGGCCCAGUGGAAGCAGCUGGCGGAGCAGGCCAAAGCCACGACGGACGAGGAGGUGUAUGCGCCUGAUCCGGAGUAA